GGCGUGUUCGUAUUGUAUGGAUUAUGGGUUGUGUUCUUGUUGUUGUUGUUGUUGAGUUGUGACUAAACAACCACAAAUCCGCUUCCCCUCGCCAGUCGCCUCUCUCCCUCACUCCCCCAAAAUCCCACUCUACGUCGUCGACUCCUGACUCUCUCUCUCUCUCUCUCUGCAGCUAACCUGCGCCAGUCUGCCGUUUCUGCAGCUCGGAAGAUCAUGAUAACCUUUCCUUUCAUCGUCACCAUCACCACAUCCCUUUAACUCUUUUUUCUUGUUCUUCAUCUCUACUCUCAGCCUUCUCUCUUCCCACUGAAUUCUGCCUAUACUUGUUUGUCUAUUCUCUCUCCCCCUCUGUCUUUCUCUCUCAAAGGUAAGCUUCAAUCAUGGCGGAGGGUUUCGAACCCUUUCACGUCCCUCAGCAAAGUAGAAGAGACAAGCUUAGGGUUGUCGGUCAAAACCAUCCCACUUGCGAAGAAGCAGCAGCAACCUCCCUUCAAGGGUGCGCAGGUUUACUUCCUCUUUACGAUCCAUCUCUCCUAACAUCCGAGAUGCUAACUUGCGCUAACGCUGGCACUUCCGAGUUUCACCACCAGAACCACCCCCCACUUGGUGGAGCUGGGGAGGGUUGUAAGCAAAACCCAGCUUGUGUUGUUAAGGAAGAAGGAGGGAAUUUGAUGGGCUAUGUUGGUGGGUUUAUGAACGCCUCUUCGUCGUCUUCGUCUCAUCAUCCUUACUUGGAUCCACAGUCUUCUCUUGCAUUGAACCCAAGCUCCAUCCAAGAUAUCAACAGCAACCCAUUUCUUUAUACCACGCACAACCUUAGAGAUUUUGACCAUUCGUUUCAUAGUGGCGAGGUGGUGACUUUUAAGCCGGAGCCCUUGUCUUUGACCCCCGAUUCGACGACGACGGGGCAAGGGUUGUCCUUGUCUCUGUCUACCCACAACACUCGCCAGCAGAAUCUUCCUCUAGAAUUGAACUUGCAACGAUACGAGUCCGCUAUGUUCGGUGACAAGGGUAUCGGAGGGUUUGUAGUUCGAGGGAUUGGUGCUGGGACUGGUGGUGCUUCGACGUCGAACGAUAUCCUUCGCUGUUCAGCCCCUCUCGGCCCGUUUACGGGCUAUGCUUCGAUUUUGAAGGGAUCGAGGUUCUUGAAGCCUGCGCAACUGCUCUUGGAGGAAUUUUGUGGUGUCGGCCGGGGAAUUUAUGCGGAAAGAAGCUGCGGAGACUCAUCUUUGAUGGAUUCUACCAUGGAAAACUUGAGCGCAGCGGGAAUUAGUGUUGACGAUCCACUCGGUUGUGGAGAUCGUAGCGAGCACCGGAGGAAGAAAACGAGACUAAUAUCGAUGCUCGAUGAGGUAUACAGGAGGUACAAGCAGUAUUACCAACAAAUGCAAGUGGUCGUUGCAUCAUUUGAAUCUGUUCCAGGCCUUGGGAAUGCAUCUCCAUACACGUCAUUUGCUCUCAAAACGAUGUCAAAGCAUUUCAAGUGCUUGAAGAAUGCCAUUACUGACCAAAUCUGUAUCAUGAGCAAAGGUCUUGGAGAGGGAUGCUAUGAGAAAGAUGAAGCUCCAAGGUUUGGAUCUAGCGAUAGAGCCUUUCAAUGCCAAAGGCCAGUCAACAACUCUGGCAUUGUUGAACACCAACAUAUUUGGAGACCCCAAAGAGGUCUUCCUGAACGUGCAGUAGCUGUGCUCAGAGCAUGGUUGUUUGAGCAUUUCUUACGCCCUUACCCAACUGAUACCGACAAGCAGAUGUUGGCUAAGCAGACGGGUCUGUCAAGGAGCCAGGUGUCCAACUGGUUCAUCAAUGCAAGAGUUAGACUCUGGAAGCCAAUGGUGGAAGAGAUACACAUGCUUGAAACACGACAAGCUCAGAAGGCAUCAGAAACGGAAGACCGGAAUACUGAAAAACUAGUAGAUCAUCCACCUCCAGAAAAUUCACUCGCCACAGACAAACAACCUCAAAAUAGUUCGGUGCAGAAGACACAGGAUCCCCCAUUAAAACGUACCAGAAAUGAUCUUCCCCAUGUGCUCAACAGAAGUGAUGUACCAAUGAACUUUUCAUAUCACAAUAUACCAAAUCAAGUAGGUGUUAGUAUGAGCACAGUGGGCAUAAACAGUGGUGUUUCUCUCACUUUGGGUCUCCAGCAGAAUAAUGGAAUAGGUCUGUCUGAACCUUUCACGAUGAACAUAGCACACCGUUUUGGUCUUGAAGCAAACAAUGAGGGAUAUGUGAUGGGGGGUUUUGAAGCUCAAAACCGCCAGUUUGGGAAGGACAUUGGAGGACAACUGCUGCAUGAUUUCGUUGGCUGAAAGACUGAUUUCGGAACUCUACCUAAAAAAGAAGACCUUCUAACAAAACUCACUGAAGUGUGUUUUUUAAUCGAGCAAAGGUGACAGUAAAAAGAGAGAGCGAGGUCAUUGGAAGAUUGCUCUCUCCUCGUGAAACAA
Nelumbo nucifera (sacred lotus) is the source of this 2447-nucleotide messenger RNA. RefSeq names its product BEL1-like homeodomain protein 9. Gene Ontology annotation, biological process: regulation of DNA-templated transcription. Gene Ontology annotation, molecular function: DNA binding. NCBI's taxonomy places the organism in Eukaryota, Viridiplantae, Streptophyta, Magnoliopsida, Proteales, Nelumbonaceae. The record is from RefSeq and is a predicted model, not a curated record.